Rangifer tarandus platyrhynchus (Svalbard reindeer) is the source of this 1170-nucleotide messenger RNA. Lineage: Eukaryota; Metazoa; Chordata; Mammalia; Artiodactyla; Cervidae. The record is from the annotation of a GenBank genome assembly.
AUGGAGUACUCUCGGACCAUCUUUGAGGAAUAUCACAUAGAUGAAGAUGUGGGCUUUGCUCUGCCACUUCCACUGGAGGAGCUACCUCAUCCUUAUGAUGCCUGGAUCUCUAUUGCUAGAAAUCUGCCUGAGCUGAUCAAGAACAACCAACUACGUAUGGAAGUUGAGAAGUUAGCAAUGCUCAGCAUUGAUGGCCUCCGAGGCCACAGGGCACAGCGCCUGGGACACUUGGUUCUGGGAUACAUCACCAUGGCGUACGUGUGGGGUCAAGGCGAUGGAGACAUCCGAAAGGUCUUGCCAAGCAAUAUCGCAGUUCCUUACUGCAAGCUGUCUGAGAAGCUGGGACUGCCUCCUAUUCUGCUUUACGCAGAUUGUGUCUUAGCAAACUGGAAGAAAAAGGACCCCAGUGGGAACAUGGACAUUUUGUUCUCAUUUCCUGGUGGGGACUGCGGCAAAGGCUUCUUUCUGGUUUCUCUGUUGGUGGAAAUAGCAGCUGCCUCUGCAAUCAAAGGCUCUUUGUCACAAGAUGUGCAUUGUUCCCAUAGUAGACUCCGUUUAGUGUACACAGGUGUGAUAGAGGUCAGGAGAGUGUACCUCAUCUUUUUUGUUUGUUUGUUUUUAGAAUAUGUGGACCCAAACCUGUUUUUCAAUGUUCUUCGAAUAUACUUGUCUGGUUGGAAAUGCAACCCCUUGCUGUCAGAAGGUCUGCUGUAUGAAGGCGUCUGGGACACCCCAAAGAAGUUUGCUGGAGGCAGUGCAGCCCAAAGCAGCAUCUUCCAGUGCUUUGAUGUUCUCCUGGGCAUUCAGCACACUGUUGACCCUGCUGCUGAAUUUCUCCAGGAGAUGAGAACCUAUAUGCCACCAGCUCACCAGAGCUUUCUCCUCUCAUUAAAGUCAAGACCCUCGGUCCGUGAGUUUGUUCUUUCAAAAGGCAAUGCUAUGCUGCAGGAAACUUACGAUGAGUGUGUGCAAGCUAUGGUCUCCUUGAGAAACUACCAUUUGAAAAUAGUAGUUAAAUACAUCUUAAUUCCUGCAAGCCGGCAAUCCAAGGCAGAAAGCUCAAUAGAAGAUUUAGAGGCAGAGAGUAGAGGAACUGGAGGCACCAAUCUCAUGGACUUUCUGAAGACUGUAAGAGGUAAAACUGUGAAUUGCCUGUUGAAGGAACAUUAA